Messenger RNA from Pan troglodytes (chimpanzee), 2782 nucleotides. It is a transcript of the gene ADGRL4, whose product is annotated as adhesion G protein-coupled receptor L4. The transcript is spliced from 15 exons. Lineage: Eukaryota; Metazoa; Chordata; Mammalia; Primates; Hominidae. Bases 157 to 2229 code for a protein of 690 amino acids. Gene Ontology annotation, biological process: cell surface receptor signaling pathway; adenylate cyclase-activating G protein-coupled receptor signaling pathway. Gene Ontology annotation, molecular function: calcium ion binding; G protein-coupled receptor activity. The record is from RefSeq and is a predicted model, not a curated record. Gene Ontology annotation, cellular component: plasma membrane.
ACAAAAGAGGCCGGAAAGUGUCCGGAGGAAGCCGGCGCGUCACGGAGGACGGAUCCGGGACCCUGCCGCGCCCGCCCAGCGGCGCCCGGUCCCGGGUCCACAGCCGCACUCACCCCGCCGCGCUCUCCGCCACCGCCACCACCGCGGCCACCGCCAAUGAAACGCCUCCCGCUCCUAGUGGUUUUUUCCACUUUGUUGAAUUGUUCCUAUACUCAAAAUUGCACCAAGACACCUUGUCUCCCAAAUGCAAAAUGUGAAAUACGCAAUGGAAUUGAAGCCUGCUAUUGCAACAUGGGAUUUUCAGGAAAUGGUGUCACAAUUUGUGAAGAUGAUAAUGAAUGUGGAAAUUUAACUCAGUCCUGUGGCGAAAAUGCUAAUUGCACUAACACAGAAGGAAGUUAUUAUUGUAUGUGUGUACCUGGCUUCAGAUCCAGCAGUAACCAAGACAGGUUUAUCACUAAUGAUGGAACCGUCUGUAUAGAAAAUGUGAAUGCAAACUGCCAUUUAGAUAAUGUCUGUAUAGCUGCAAAUAUUAAUAAAACUUUAACAAAAAUCAGAUCCAUAAAAGAACCUGUGGCUUUGCUACAAGAAGUCUAUAGAAAUUCUGUGACAGAUCUUUCACCAACAGAUAUAAUUACAUAUAUAGAAAUAUUAGCUGAAUCAUCUUCAUUACUAGGUUACAAGAACAACACUGUCUCAGCCAAGGACACCCUUUCUAAUUCAACACUUACUGAAUUUGUAAAAACCGUGAAUAAUUUUGUUCAAAGGGAUACACUUGUAGUUUGGGACAAGUUAUCUGUGAAUCAUAGGAGAACACAUCUUACAAAACUCAUGCACACUGUUGAACAAGCUACUUUAAGGAUAUCCCAGAGCUUCCAAAAGACCACAGAGUUUGAUACAAAUUCAACGGAUAUAGCUCUCAAAGUUUUCUUUUUUGAUUCAUAUAACAUGAAACGUAUUCAUCCUCAUAUGAAUAUGGACGGAGAUUACAUAAAUAUAUUUCCAAAGAGAAAAGCUGCAUAUGAUUCAAAUGGCAAUGUUGCAGUUGCAUUUUUAUAUUAUAAGAGUAUUGGUCCUUUGCUUUCAUCAUCUGACAACUUCUUAUUGAAACCUCAAAAUUAUGAUAAUUCUGAAGAGGAGGAAAGAAUCAUAUCUUCAGUAAUUUCAGUCUCAAUGAGCUCAAACCCACCCACAUUAUAUGAACUUGAAAAAAUAACAUUUACAUUAAGUCAUCGAAAGGUCACAGAUAGGUAUAAGAGUCUAUGUGCAUUUUGGAAUUACUCACCUGAUACCAUGAAUGGCAGCUGGUCUUCAGAGGGCUGUGAGCUGACAUACUCAAAUGAGACCCACACCUCAUGCCGCUGUAAUCACCUGACACAUUUUGCAAUUUUGAUGUCCUCUGGUCCUUCCAUUGGUAUUAAAGAUUAUAAUAUUCUUACAAGGAUCACUCAACUAGGAAUAAUUAUUUCACUGAUUUGUCUUGCCAUAUGCAUUUUUACCUUCUGGUUCUUCAGUGAAAUUCAAAGCACCAGGACAACAAUUCACAAAAAUCUUUGCUGUAGUCUAUUUCUUGCUGAACUUGUUUUUCUUGUUGGGAUCAAUACAAAUACUAAUAAGCUCUUCUGUUCAAUCAUUGCCGGACUGCUGCACUAUUUCUUUUUAGCUGCUUUUGCAUGGAUGUGCAUUGAAGGCAUACAUCUCUAUCUCAUUGUUGUGGGUGUCAUCUACAACAAGGGAUUUUUGCACAAGAAUUUUUAUAUCUUUGGCUAUCUAAGCCCAGCCGUGGUAGUUGGAUUUUCGGCAGCACUAGGAUACAGAUAUUAUGGCACCACCAAAGUAUGUUGGCUUAGCACCGAAAACAACUUUAUUUGGAGUUUUAUAGGACCAGCAUGCCUAAUCAUUCUUGUUAAUCUCUUGGCUUUUGGAGUCAUCAUAUACAAAGUUUUUCGUCACACUGCAGGGUUGAAACCAGAAGUUAGUUGCUUUGAGAACAUAAGGUCUUGUGCAAGAGGAGCCCUCGCUCUUCUGUUCCUUCUCGGCACCACCUGGAUCUUUGGGGUUCUCCAUGUUGUGCACGCAUCAGUGGUUACAGCUUACCUCUUCACAGUCAGCAAUGCUUUCCAGGGGAUGUUCAUUUUUUUAUUCCUGUGUGUUUUAUCUAGAAAGAUUCAAGAAGAAUAUUACAGAUUAUUCAAAAAUGUCCCCUGUUGUUUUGGAUGUUUAAGGUAAACAUAGAGAAUGAUGGAUAAUUACAACUGCACAAAAAUAAAAAUUCCAAGCUGUGGAUGACCAAUGUAUAAAAAUGACUCAUCAAAUUAUCCAAUUAUUAACUACUAGACAAAAAGUAUUUUAAAUCAGUUUUUCUGUUUAUGCUAUAGGAACUGUAGAUAAUAAGGUAAAAUUAUGUAUCAUAUAGAUAUACUAUGCUUUUCUAUGUGAAAUAGUUCUGUCAAAAAUAGUAUUGCAGAUAUUUGGAAAGUAAUUGGUUUCUCAGGAGUGAUAUCACUGCACCCAAGGAAAGAUUUUCUUUCUAACACAAGAAGUAUAUGAAUGUCCUGAAGGAAACCACUGGCUUGAUAUUUUUGUGACUCAUGUUGCCUUUGAAACUAGUCCCCUACCACCUCGGUAAUGAGCUCCGUUACAGAAAGUGGAACAUAAGAGAAUGAAGGGGCAGAAUAUCAAACAGUGAAAAGGGAAUGAUAAGAUGUAUUUGGAAUGAACUGUUUUUUCUGUAGACUAGCUGAGAAAUUGUUGACAUAAAAUAAAGAAUUGAAGAAACACA